CUGUAUCUCUCCAUGUUUCCUUCCGACAAAAAUAACAGUCAAUUAUCCUUUCAGAUUUCAUUUAAUCAAGAAGACACAAUCCCCCAAGAUCUGAACCGGAUUCUUGGUCAGUCUUCUGCGCAUUCCUUUGACCACCCAAACAACAUUGCAAAUGCCAGGCAGCCAAACCCACGUCGUCGUUUUAGUCCCAAAAAUAUAGAUGAUGAUGAUGAUGAUAGUAACAAGAGGAUUAUGCAUAGAGAUGUGGAGAGACGAAGAAGGCAAGAGAUGGCUACUCUUUACACUUGUCUUAGAAAUCUACUCCCUUUCGAAUAUGUCAAGGGAAAACGUGCAAUAUCAGAUCAUGUUGAUCAAGCAGUGAAAUACAUUAAACACCUGCAAGAAAAGAUUGAAGAAUUUAGUCUGCGCAGAGAUGAGAUAAAGAGAUCAUCCAAUUUAAAGGUUGUUGGCCCCGAAAUUACUGAGAACAAGUUAAAUAGAAGUCCAUCAACUAAUGUAGUGGUUCGCUCAUCUUUUGUUGGAGUUGAGGUAGUGAUAAAUAGUGGGUUUGGGGAGCAAGAUUUGCAGCUUUCAAAAGUGUUGGAACUGCUACUUGAAGAAGGGCUAAAUGUAGUUAACUGCGUUUCGACCAACGUGCAACAAAGAGUCAUACAUACCAUUCAAUGUGAGGUCAGCUACUUGACGUGCAUCGACGUAUAUGAGUUGCAAAAUAAGUUAAUUGAAGCAAUUCCUUCAUCAAGUGCUUAA
Jatropha curcas is the source of this 747-nucleotide messenger RNA. NCBI's taxonomy places the organism in Eukaryota, Viridiplantae, Streptophyta, Magnoliopsida, Malpighiales, Euphorbiaceae. The record is from RefSeq and is a predicted model, not a curated record.